This is a messenger RNA of Adineta ricciae, 855 nucleotides long. NCBI's taxonomy places the organism in Eukaryota, Metazoa, Rotifera, Eurotatoria, Adinetida, Adinetidae. The record is from the annotation of a GenBank genome assembly.
AUGGUGCAAAUUGGUAUUGGUAUUACAGCAAUUGUAGUAAUUGUUGCAUUGGUUAUCAUAAUCAUGCAUAUAAGUAAACAUAGAAAAGUUUCGGACAUACCUAUCCAUAUUAACUCAACAGUAAUAUUCGAAAGCACUUCGACGAAAACACCAUUUUACACUACUUCUACGACGACAUCAUUUUACACUACUUUCACAACAAAAAGAAUAUCAACUGUUAUUUUUACAACACCGAUAAUAGACCAAAUCAAAUGGAAAAAAAAUGGAACUCCUAUUGCUGGAGGACACGGAUCCGGAUCUGAUUUAAAUCAACUGCGUCAACCUCAGGGACUCUUUGUUGAUAAUGAUAAUACUAUUUAUAUCGUCGAUUAUCAAAAUCAUCGUAUUGUUCAAUGGAAAUCAGCCGAUACUGAGAAAAAUGAAGUAAGACGAUGGACAGAAGGAGAAGAUGCAAAUUCAAAUGGAACAAUAGUUGCAGGUGGAAAUGAUGCAGGAAACAAUCUAAAUCAAUUGAAUUCUCCUAGCAGUAUAUUUGUUGAUGAAAACUAUUCUGUUUAUAUAUCAGACCAUAAAAAUCAUCGUAUAAUGAAAUGGAGAAAAGGCGCACAAACAGGAAUGAUUGUUGCUGGUGGAAGCGGUCAAAUAUGUGUUGGAGAUUGUGCCAAUCAUCGAGUGGUAUGUUGGAAUGAAGGAAGUUCUGAAGGUACAAUUGUUGCAGGUGGAAUCGGACCAGGAGAAAGUUCCGAUAAAUUAUCUUCUCCAACUGGUAUAUCGUUCGAUAUUAAAGGAAAUAUUUAUGUCUCUGAUCAUAAUAAUCAUCGCGUUCAAAAAUUUGCAACUGAUAAUAAUCAGUGA